Oryzias melastigma (Indian medaka) is the source of this 2779-nucleotide messenger RNA. It is a transcript of the gene chst12a, whose product is annotated as carbohydrate (chondroitin 4) sulfotransferase 12a. Lineage: Eukaryota; Metazoa; Chordata; Actinopteri; Beloniformes; Adrianichthyidae. Gene Ontology annotation, biological process: carbohydrate biosynthetic process; proteoglycan biosynthetic process. The transcript has 5 exons. Bases 441 to 1688 code for a protein of 415 amino acids. Gene Ontology annotation, cellular component: membrane. Gene Ontology annotation, molecular function: sulfotransferase activity. The record is from RefSeq and is a predicted model, not a curated record.
GAGCUCUCGCUGCAGAGACCUCAGUCGUCAACUCUCGCGAGAUUCCGCGCGAUCUGUGCAGAGCUGGGGGGAAAAAAAAGAAGCGCCUCUCCACGUCCGCCGCUCUCUCAGACAGGUUCAGCGGACACAGUGAGCACUGGAGGUGAAGGUAUGGAGUCCAGCUGGGAGUUUUGUGAAGACUGCCUUGUUCACGUCCUGCAGUAAAAGAGCUACACCUGAUCCUCACAGACUCUUCCAAAGCUGCGGUGUCUACUUCAUGGAGCUCCUGGACCUUGCCUCUGUUUCCAUGGUAACCCUGUAGCAAAAGAUCCCAGCCUGUUGUCCUGGUAGCCGCAUUAAAAAAAAAAGUUUCAAUUUGUUGCCAUGACAGUGCUGUGGAAACGCCCUGUAAAGUAGUAAACUCGUUGCUAUGGUGAUUCUGUAGCAAGCAAACCGUCACCAUGGGAACGUCCAGGAUGUUCCGCAUCUUUGUGGUGCUUGGAUCGGCUUUCAUGAUCCUCCUGAUCAUCAUCUACUGGGACGACGUGAGCGUCCCCCAUCUGUACCUGCACACUCCUGUGUCUCCGGGCCCCAAGGUUGCACACCCGCCCCCCAAACCGCGGCCCCACACUUCCCGCACCCCGUCCUUUCUCUCAGACAUCGAUGCCUUCGUUAACCAGUUCCUGGAGCCAGGAACCGGGGAACCCACAGACACCGCUCCAGCCGACACAGGCAACCAAUCCGAGAAGGCGGAGGAGCGCUACGUCCCACGGAGGGAGUGGAAGAUUCACCUGAGUCCAGUCGCAGCAGAGCUUCGAGAGAGACAGGAGCAGAGACGGAGGCUGCUUCAAGAGGUGUGUGCUAAUGAGAGUGUGGCGUUUCCUGGCAAAAACCGUUCAUUUGAUGAAAUCCCCAACAAGGAGCUGGACCACCUGAUUGUGGACGACAGACACGGCAUCAUCUACUGCUACGUUCCAAAGGUGGCGUGCAGUAACUGGAAACGCAUCAUGAUAGUUCUCAGCGAGAGCCUGUUGACUGACGGCGUUCCUCAGAGAGACCCUCUGGCUGUCCCCAGGGAGCUGGUGCACAACACCAGCAUGCACUUCACCUUCAGCAAGUUCUGGAAACGUUACGCCAAGCUCGCACGACACCUCAUGAAGGUGAAGCUGAAGAAGUACACCAAGUUCCUGUUUGUGCGGGACCCCUUUGUACGUCUCAUCUCUGCCUACAGGAAUAAAUUCGAGAUGCCCAACGAGGACUUCUACCGCCGCUUUGGGCAGCUCAUGCUCCGUCGCUACGGCAACCAGCCCACUCCCCCCGCCUCCGUGGACAAGGCGUUCUCUCUGGGCAUCCACCCGUCGUUCUCCCACUUCAUCCAGUACCUGCUGGAUCCUCAGACGGAGAAGGCCAUGCCUUUUAACGAGCACUGGCGCCAAGUGUACCGGCUCUGUCACCCGUGCCAAAUCCAGUACGACUUCGUGGGCCACCUGGAGACGGCGGAGGAGGACGCCGAGCACCUCCUGCGCCUGCUGCGAGUAGACAAUGUGGUGGAGUUCCCCACCUCCGGCAGGAACCUGACCUCCAGCAGCUGGGAGGCGGACUGGUUCAGCAUGGUUCCCGCCGAGACCCGGAGAGAACUCUACAAGCUGUACGAGCCGGACUUCAGGCUCUUCGGCUACGACCGGCCGGACUCCCUCCUCAACGAGUGAACGUUUGAAAUGUCAGAAGACGCGCUAACGACACUCCGUCACAAACACAGAAGCACACCGAUUAGGACAAACGUUCAGGCGGAUCACUUCUCACGAUCGCAGAAUGUUGACGGCACAAGACGGUUUUUACGUGUCUUCUUGCACAGAAACAGGAAGUGCGGACAGUCAGACCACACCGACGUACAGUAGUUUGCAGAUGUAGUUGGACUGUUACUUCUAGAUGUCAGAUCAUGUAUUUCAUAUUGUUAAGUGCAAUCUUCUUAGCAUGAAAGCGUCGUCAUAUUUGCCCGGAUAGGAAGACCACGUUUACACUCACCUCAGACCAAACUCCUCCUUUAUUUGUAUUUAUUUACGUUGAAUGGAUUUAAUGUAUUUGUCUACGUUCAGAGCCACAAUGUAGCCUCUGCAUAAAGAAGCACAGCAGCUCCUGCAGCAGCACACGAGGCUGAGGACCUGGAUUUACCUCAGCGGCGGUUCUACAAGCUAAACCGGAGCCUUCGGGUUCCCAUCAGGUUCCUUUGAGUUUCAACAGACGAAUCUGUGAAGAGAAACCGCAUAUUUACCGAUCACGCAUCACUCCAGAACAUUAGUGUUGAUUUUGUAGCGUUUAGCAAAGAGACAGCAGGAAUUUGAACCGCUGAGGUCAGUGCCUUUGGUUGCAAAAGUUUACACAGCAAAAAAACCCUAAAUAUUUUUCUAGUUGUUCGUUUGUAUUUGACACAAAGAGAUGCUCGUUGGAGGACGUUUCUUUGGGACCAAUAGGAGCUGAGCAGAACUCCGUUCGACCGACAUUUGAUGUGCGUUUUGUGCUCCGUGAAAGUUUCUAAUCCGAUAGCAUACGGGCUCUACGCCUUCUUCUUCAAAAUGUGGUGUUUGUGUCAUCUCAAGGUCUUUGGCUUCCUCGGUUUUGGAUCGCAGAGGAGCGUUCCGGUUGAUCCGCACCUCCUCCUCCUCCUCGUCUGUGUGAGCGUCCAGAUUUGUUUUUGCCGUUUUUCUGUGCCAACUGAGGCCGAGUCCAAACGGAAGCAGAUUUCUUAUUGUGAAAACUGAUAAUAAAACAUUUGUACUUGCUGCUGGUGCAGAGAGAAGAA